AUGUGGAACAAAUGUGUACGCUAUUGGCCGACAGCUGAGGAGAAGGAACGGGAAUACUUUAAUCAUGGAGGUUCUCUACGUGUGCAGCAUCUUGCUGAGCGACACUCAGAUAAUUAUACACUCCGUGAGUUGCGCCUAUCGCGCAACUUAGCUAAUGAGGUUUCGAAUUCAUUGUACUGUGCUGGGCCGCUUAGUAAUGGUGAUCAGUAUCAGCAUCAUCAUCAUCAUCAUCAUCAUCAUAAUCAUUUAUGUCACCCGCAAACGUCUGGCCUGUCUGAGCAACCCGUGACGCCUAUGUCGUCCAUUAUAACAAAGUCGCAGGCUAGAUCUACAUCUCCGGCUACUGUUUUGGGCAAGGAUGGAGCCUAUACAGUAUAUCAUUACCACUUUACUGUUUGGCCCGACCACGGCACGCCUGCUGAUCCUUCCUGUGUACUCGACUUUAUGCACGACAUUUCUGCGAGACAAGUUGGUGACUAUUGUUUAAAAUCCUCACUUUUAUGUCACCCCAUAGUUGCCUAA
Messenger RNA from Protopolystoma xenopodis, 522 nucleotides. The record is from the annotation of a GenBank genome assembly. Lineage: Eukaryota; Metazoa; Platyhelminthes; Monogenea; Polystomatidea; Polystomatidae.